Molecule: messenger RNA, 708 nt
Organism: Triticum turgidum subsp. durum (durum wheat)
Lineage: Eukaryota; Viridiplantae; Streptophyta; Magnoliopsida; Poales; Poaceae
Source: the annotation of a GenBank genome assembly
AUGCCAACUAAUUUCUUCGUAGCAGGUGAGUAUGACCGCAGCAGCUACGGAAGGUCAGGCACAGGCAGUGACGAAGGCGGGUACAACAAGACCAGCGAGGAAGACUAUGGCCGCAGCAGCGACGAAUACGGCCAUGGUACCGGCGGUUUCAACAAAUCCAGCAACGACAACAAUGAUGGUGGGUACAGGAACACCGACACGGACGACUACAGUAGAAGUGGCGGCUACAACAAGUCCAGCACUGCCAAUUUCACUGGCGGCUUGAACAAAUCUAGCACUGAUGACUACACUGGCGGUGGCAGCUACAAUAAAACUGGUGCCGACGACUACAGUGCCGGUGGCGACUACAAGAAGUCCAGCACCGACGAUAUCAGUGGCGGCGACAACAAGUCUAGCAUGGACGACUACGAUGGUGGCUACAAGAACACCAGCGCCGAUGCCGGCUAUGGCGAAGGCGGUUACAAGAAACCAAGCACCGAGGACUCUUCCGCGUACAACAAAUCAAGCACCGAGGAGGACUACAGCAGCGGCAGGAACACCCCCAACACUGAUGACUACGACGGCAGUGGCUACAACAAGUCCAGCACUGAUGACGACUAUGAUGGCUACAAGAAGCCCGGCGCCGACGAGUACAGUGGUGGCUACAGCAAGCCCGGCGCCGAUGGGUAUGCCACUGGAGCAGGCAACACCGGCUCUGAUGAUUACUAG